This is a messenger RNA of Danaus plexippus (monarch butterfly), 1467 nucleotides long. RefSeq names its product aquaporin-11 (gene AQP). Gene Ontology annotation, cellular component: cytoplasm. Gene Ontology annotation, molecular function: channel activity. Bases 229 to 1203 code for a protein of 324 amino acids. The transcript is spliced from 8 exons. The record is from RefSeq and is a predicted model, not a curated record. NCBI's taxonomy places the organism in Eukaryota, Metazoa, Arthropoda, Insecta, Lepidoptera, Nymphalidae.
CAGUACAUCACUAAGUCCUGGGUCGAGCAAUCCGCUGUUCGUGCUAUAUUAAGAUCCAGCGGCCUCGCGAUGCUCUUACGCACGCCCACAGAACGUUCGGAUAAAAGCAAACGUUGCAACUAUCAUAGGUUUUUGUGUCCCGAUUUUUGUCAGACCCUGCACCGUUUUAGGGUCCCGUCACUAAUAUGUGUGUGAUGUGAAAGUGUUUGACGAGGAAGAUUAAUCAAUAUGAAGUUCGCUAUUGACGUUUUGGGGAUAUUUUUGAAAGUAGUUAUUAGGGUAAAUCGGGACACGUUUGCACCACUAGUGGUGUCAACAUUGUUCAUCUUACUGACAUCGCUGCUUGCUCACUGCGCUCGGCGACUGGUGCAAAAGGCGGUUCGAGAACCCUUCAUCAGACUGCUGUUCGAAGAAGCAAUAGCUGCUGCCGAAUUAUGCGGUUGCUGCUUUGAGCUCAUCAUCGUUGCAGACAAUUUCGGUGUAGCGACAUACGCGAUAUUCUUAUUCGCGCUCACGAUUUGGUGGUCGUUGAACUGGGGAGAGGCGACGGCGUGUCCCUACACUCAUAUUGAGGACGUCAUAGAAGGCAAAGGCGACAUAAGAAAAGCCUUACUUAAGACAUGGGCAGAGUUGGCCGGUGGACUCCUGGUGUAUAAAUACAUACAAAUGUAUUGGGCCUUAGAGAUAUCUGACACACAUAAAAAUAAAGCCUUCGAAGACUGUACGGCCGAUUUACAGGUUCCUGUUCUUUACGGAGCUAUAGUUGAAGGAGUAGCGACUUGUCUUUGCAGACUCGCGUCCCGAUCGCUGAGCGACCUUAAUCCAAGGUUUGCGACAGCCAUUGAUUCGUUCAUAGGAACUUCUCUUGUCGUAGCUGGGGUUUUAUAUAGGAAUACGGUACUGACCUAUCACUAUGAAGACAGUAGUGCUAACGCCGACCUCAGUGUGUCAGUGUUUUGCAAAAUCCGUGUAGGAAAAGCUUUCGACUACUCCGGUGGCUAUUUCAAUCCGGUUCUGGCGACGUCCUUGAAAGCUGGCUGCGAAGGGCACACCUUAGCUGAACACGCUAUGGUCUACUGGCUCGGGGCAUGCGCCGGUUCGAUCAUAUCGGUGUAUUUGUAUAAACUACCAGCGAUACAGAAGUACGUGAGCGCCACAGCAGAAUUCAACGGCGAUAGCAUCUGGGCGGAUAAAGAAGAUUAAGUUCUGAGCAACGGAGCAUCAGGAAUAUUAAACUUACGAAUGAUAUUAAUCUGAUCUAGUCAAUCGAAUGCUUUACCACAUUAACGUGAAUUUAACAUAAAUAUUGUUUUGUUUAAAUCCUACAACGUUGGAAAUAUUAUCACAACCAAACAACAGGUUACAUAUUAUAACGAAAUUUCAAUAACGAUACAGUUUUCAUGAAAAGUUAAAAACUUUAAUGUAUACUAAGUACUACGAUUUGUAAAUAAACUCUACUUUCUAAUA